CGUCAUUCUCCAGUUGCCUCAGAUUCUUGACACCUCCAGCCUGCAACUACAUCCGGACUGACAGCAAAAGGCCAGCACACCAGCAAAGUAUCCAACCAUUGCUAGUUUGGCACACCUUUAGUCGUUAAGGCCGCCCUUUCUGAUAAGCCUCCAUACCGACAUCGGUCCUUUGGGGAACAUAACUACAGCCGCGAAGAUGUUUGGCCCGGCUUACGGAGGCCCCGGCUUCGACCCCAACAACCCUGCUGAUCUCUACCAAAUGGCCCGGGGUGGCCGCCGUCCGAUGAUGCAGCGGUUUGACGAGUACUAUCGGUGCUAUCCCAUGGUGAUGGCGCCGGGUGCCGAGAGGCCAACGCUCAACUAUGGCUCCAAGAUUUUCCUGCCACCCUCCGCCCUUGACAAGGUCUCGAAGAUGCACGUCCAGUGGCCGAUAAUGUUGGAGCUGAUCAACGGGGAUAAGGGGAGGCAUACCCACGGCGGCGUGCUGGAAUUCGUCGCCGAGGAGGGAAGGGCCUAUAUCCCCCAGUGGAUGAUGCAAACACUCCAGCUCGACGUCGGCGACAUGAUCCAGAUCAAGACGACCUCCCUCGAACUAGCCAAGCUCGUCAAGCUACAGCCGCAGUCUGUCAACUUCCUCGACAUCUCAGACCCGCGCGCCGUCCUGGAGAAGGCCUUCCGCAACUUCGCCGCCCUGACCAAGGGCGACACCUUCAACUUCGAGUACAACGACGAGGUCUACGACGUCGCCGUCCUCGACGUCAAGCCCGAGACGGCAAAGAUGGGCGUCAGCAUGAUCGAGACCGACGUCAGCGUCGAGUUCGCCCCGCCCGUCGGCUACGUCGAGCCCGCCGCCGCCACCAGCAGCGCCGCCGCCUCGGGCCGCGGGAGCGGCACCAGCACCCCGCGCAGCACCCGCGGCCCCGCCCUCCCCGCCGGCGGCCUCCUCCACAGCCAGGGCACCAUGGCGCAGGCGAUCAACUAUGACGCCAUCGCCGCCGCUGCCACAAACACAAACUUCCGCGGCGAGGGCCAGCGCCUGACUUCCAAGAAGCCCCCGCCGCCGCCGCCGACGACGACCACCGGCAGCAGCAGCAAUAAACCCGCGACCCCCCCUGUGGCGGCAGCGGUGGCCGGCGCGCCCGCCGCGCCCAUGCCCCUGCGCCUUCCCCCCGGCAAGCUCUUCCUUGGCUACGAGGUCAAGCCCGUCAAGACGGCCGCCGACAAGGAGGCCGAGGUCGAGGCUGCGCGGCGGCCCCACUUCGCCGGCCAGGGGCAGACGCUGCGGGGCGCUGUCAAGAGGAAGGGAGACGCGGGCAGCGGGGAGGCCGGUGGGAAGAAGAAGGCCGCGGACGAGGGUAAAGGUCGGAGGCUAGAUGGGCGGAAAGUUUGAGUUCGAUUUGACUUGUCCUGUUCCUACACGUGCUUGGGAGAGAGGGGUAAGGAUAAAGAGGACGAGGGACGAAGAAGGUGGCUGGCAUAUGGAUAUUAGCAGCCACAGACCGAAGAUAAGGGCGUCUACCACAUAUUAUCACUUCUAUAUAUGAAUAUAUACCGUUCCCCACCAAGCCAAUCC
Phialemonium atrogriseum is the source of this 1573-nucleotide messenger RNA. Its product is annotated as ubiquitin fusion degradation protein UFD1-domain-containing protein. Lineage: Eukaryota; Fungi; Ascomycota; Sordariomycetes; Cephalothecales; Cephalothecaceae. Gene Ontology annotation, cellular component: VCP-NPL4-UFD1 AAA ATPase complex. The transcript has 5 exons. The coding region runs from base 197 to 1390 and encodes 397 amino acids. The record is from RefSeq and is a predicted model, not a curated record. Gene Ontology annotation, molecular function: polyubiquitin modification-dependent protein binding.